Messenger RNA from Chelonoidis abingdonii (Abingdon island giant tortoise), 4294 nucleotides. It is a transcript of the gene B3GNT4, whose product is annotated as UDP-GlcNAc:betaGal beta-1,3-N-acetylglucosaminyltransferase 4. Gene Ontology annotation, biological process: protein O-linked glycosylation; poly-N-acetyllactosamine biosynthetic process. The record is from RefSeq and is a predicted model, not a curated record. Gene Ontology annotation, molecular function: N-acetyllactosaminide beta-1,3-N-acetylglucosaminyltransferase activity. Gene Ontology annotation, cellular component: Golgi membrane. NCBI's taxonomy places the organism in Eukaryota, Metazoa, Chordata, Testudines, Testudinidae.
GCGAGCGGUUCCCAGAAUCAGAUGCACGCGCACGACAGAAAGAGGGGGCAGGAAGGGGGUUCAGGCCUCCAUGCACCACCCCCGCCUUCCCCUGUUUAAACUGAAGCCUUGUGAAAGAUUUGCUUGCAGCAGGCGAGUGCUUGUAUGGUGCAUUUAAGGAACGCUCCUUGCAGAGCAGCAGACCCUGAGGAGAAAUCAGUGCUGCAGGAAAGGGAUUGUCUCCUGCUCCAGUGUUUGAGAUGUAUCCCAGGAUAAGAAUGGUUGCACUAUAUACGGUCUCAAUCACGUUGAUUGCAUUCCUUUUUUAUAUAAGGAAAGAGACUAAGUUGGCUGUCUCCCCAGCAGCCAGGAAGGUAGCUGCACCAAAUCCCAGCCAUACGUUCUGGGCCCCAGAGCAGACUGAACCCAGCAAAUGUUUGCCAGACCUGACAAUUGUCAAUUCCUCUCUUGCACUCCCAGAGCUUCACCGCACCUUCUUAAUGUACAAGCACUGCAGGAACUUUUCAACACUGCUGAAGCCCACGAGAUGCAGUGAGGAAACAUUCCUCUUGCUGGCAAUCAAGUCUCCCCCGAUCAACAUAGACCGUAGGGUUGCUAUCAGGAACACAUGGGGGAAAGAAGUGGCCAUCGGCAGCAAGCCAAUCAAACUGGUGUUCUUGCUUGGGCGCUCGGAGGCCAAAAUCCAGGCUCACUCCCUCCACCAGCUGCUGGUUUAUGAGAGCCAAGAGUUCGAUGACAUUGUCCAGUGGGAUUUCACCGACAACUUCUUCAACUUGACACUGAAGGAGCUGCACUUCCUCCGGUGGUUCAUGGUGGACUGUCCCCACGCCAGGUUUGUGCUGAAGGGCGAUGACGAUGUUUUUGUCAACACCUACAAUAUCGUUGAGUUCCUCAAGGAACUCGAACCUGGAGAGGAUCUCUUUGUUGGGGAUGUAAUCAGCCAGGCCCGUCCUAUAAGAAACACCAAAGUCAAAUAUUUCAUCCCGGAGUCUAUGUACAAAGCGCCCUACUAUCCUCUCUAUGCUGGUGGCGGUGGCUAUGUGAUGUCCAGAAUGACGGUGCAGCGACUCCAGAGCACUGCCGAAGACACUGAACUCUUCCCAAUAGAUGAUGUCUUUGUGGGAAUGUGUCUGGCAAAGAUGGCAUUGACUCCAUUGAACCAUGCUGGCUUUAAGACCUUUGGAAUCCAGAGGCCUUUUAAUCCUUUUGAUCCAUGUCUGUACAAAGAACUGAUGAUAGUGCACAAGCUGAACCCUACCGAGAUGUGGAUCAUGUGGACGCUGGUAAAGGAUGACCAUAUUAGAUGUGCUGUAUCAUUAACUCAGUAACUCACAAAAUGAGACUGCUGAUGCUAAGUGCGGGGAACAGAAUGAUGGUGGUGAUUACUCCAGGUUGCUUAAACUGACAUUAAAAACAGAAACAAAAGAAAGUUGUAAUAGAUGAUACCUUUUUAUUAACAGACUGUAGUUUACAGUACGGUAAUGUUCUGCAAUGAGCCUGUGAAAAUACAUUGUUGGGUUACUGAAGCAUCAUGAGGUUGAACUGAAAACACAUAGUGGGGAUAGCUCAGGGACCUGGCAUUGGCAUUGGGAUUGCUUCCUCUCUGGAUCACUGAUUUGAAUUCAGCCCAGCUGGGUGGUUCUGAGUGGCUCUUUGCAAAGUGAGGUGGUGGUCUUAGUGCCAGUUCUGAUGGUGUUCAAGUUACAACUACCAACCUUACUAGCAGCCUCUAGUUACUGGCCUUCCUAUACUAAACAGGCAGUAGAGCCUGAACUCGCCCAUUAACCCUUGAAAUCAGGGCUAAGGCACAAGAAGUGUGUGGACAAGCUGAUGCCGCUGAGUCUGCACAUCUCCUGUCAAGGACUUCACUGUCCAGGGUUAGCAAUCCACCAGAUGUCACCAGCGCUAAAUUUCUUAAUGGGGAUGUCAGGGAAAGAACACAGAGAAGAUGGUCUAGAAACCUUUCAGUUGUCUGUUCUUAACACAGCCACGACACUGCAAGGUACUUAGUUCUAACAGCACUGACUUCUAACCAGCUCUUUUUCUUUUAAUUUUUAUUUACUUACAUUAGAUUAUUUGCACUGGAAUUUCUGCACAAAAAUACUUGACAGUGGGAUUGGGAGAAGAAACAAAUUGCUAUUAACCACUGUAAUAACAAUGGCUUUUUUAAAUAGCAGGUAUAAAUAAAUACAGUUUUGAAAGUGUUUACAUUGAGUAUUCUUGUUCUAUUGGAAGUACAACUGAGAUGAGAAUAUCAAAACAAAAUCCAGGGUUAGCUGACAGCUACCUCCAUCAGAGAUUACACAGCUGCAAAUGGAAAAUAUAUCUCUAUGGCUUUGUGGGAAGUGGGACUUGCUAAUUAAUUGGCCUUGUGGCGGAGUGUGGUGUAAAUCCCUACACAGGUCCUAUGUCACCUUGGUGCUAUCUGAGUCAAUCCCUUGAGUAAAAUUCAAGAAGACCCAUCCUCCUUGGUACUCAUAUGGAGCUUUUCAACUUCAUGAAAUAAUCCAUCCUUGCACUGCUGUGUUGCAGAUGACGGGAGGAGGCCUCGAAGUGGUAGUAAAGUGCUGCUCUUGGAGGAGAGAGACCUCAAUUUUAGUCUGAUUGCUGUGACCUUGGCACCUGGACGGGCAAUUCUACCACACAGAUGUGAGAUGGUCCUUUAUUUAUGUUUGUAAAGUGCUUUGUGAUCCAAUUCAGGGCGGUCUCUUACCAAGAGAAACUGAAGGAUGGAGAGGGCAAGUUACGUCCUUCCACAAGGCCAGAGAGAGGAGAGUUUGACAGAGCUGGUACUAGAAGCAAGAAAUUUCUGCUUCCCUGUCUAAGUUUGUGACAAGACUGUUUAAACUACAUCAAAUCAAUGGAUUCUGAUGAUGUGGGUUCCUGUUUGCCAGUGUAUUAUGCUUUCACUGUCACUACUCUGCUUGCUUUUAUUAGUGCUUAACCUGAACUGCCUUUCUAGUUACUUCUGAUGUUCUUGUCAAUUCCCUUUUAGUGUUGGAGGGUCUCACCAUUUUAUUUAGGGUUGUAGUUGUCUGAAGGCACCAGGGAUUGUAACCUUGGAUACUAUUCCACCUGUCACUGUUGUAUGACAUACUUGCUCACUGUUCCGCUAGUGGACUCUGCCCUGGAAUAAGUGAUUCCUGUGUAAGAAUCUAGGGAGAUAAUAGAAAUAGAUAAGUAGUUGAAGAGGAGCAUGUAUGAAAGCAGAUCUGCCAUUUAGAGACUAGCCCAUAAUCUUGGUUCAUCUUUACCUAAACUUAACUUUCAGGUCACAGAUUAUUUUUUUUAUUAAGAACAAUAUAAGUCUCUAAUGAAUACUACUGUACCCUUCCACCUUUCUAUUCAGGUGUAGUAAUUCCUGAUGUAGGGGUUUAAAAUAUGAUUAGGAAGGUGUUUAAGUCUGAAAAGUGUUUCUGUGUUGCUCUAUUUGUAACGUAGGCAUAAGGUAGGGUAGUAAAACUUAAUGCUUGGAUUUUUAGGGGAGAGAGAGGAAGCUUGUUCACAGGACACUGAUAUUGUGUGUGGACACUUUUCAUCCAUUUCCAGAGAGGUGUGUGUGUCACUUAUGUGUGCGUCAGUGCUGCUAUCUAGGAUAGGGGUUGGUACCUUUUAUGAAAUACCACUGUAUCAUUUCUUUGUUACCCUGGACAAUCUCAGAUACAAAUUCAGUGGGAUACAGUAAGAAAUGAUGUUUAGUGUGACUCUCCAAGCACUGUACAAAUUAACUUAGCAGUUUAUCGCCACAUGCUUAUCAGUAGAUAGGACUGGAAAGGACUUUGAUUCAGUGAAAGGCUUGAACAUCUAUGAGCUGACUAAUUUUAAGAGCUUUGAAUGUAUUCCAAUUAGCGUUGGAAAAAUAAAGACCAACCCUAAUUCUUGUCAUCUCAAAUGUGGUUCACAGAAGGAUGCAUUUGAAAGGUGCUUAUCUUCCAUUCAUGUUUAACUAAGAUUUCUAACAUGCCUCUCUCCAAUGGCAAAGUAGACAAACUGGUUUGGGUGUUAAUGACACGUUACAGGACUGAGUUUACAGGUGCAAAGGUAUUGGUUAUUGUCAGUAACAAGCAAGUUGUCUGUCUAAGCUGCUUCCAUGGUUUCAUCAGGAAGGUGAAUCAUUCCUCUUAACAUGGGCUACCAGCAUAUUGUAACAGUACUGGAUUGAAAAAAUUACCUUUUUCCCCUUGCAACUUCAUUCUAUUCAAAGUGGCUGUGUCCUGUCUUAGCAGAAUAGUGACACAUUACAACUGCGACCACAGCAGAGAAGGAAACAGAAGCUGGUUUGGGGGGGAAGCCU